Saimiri boliviensis boliviensis (Bolivian squirrel monkey) is the source of this 2185-nucleotide messenger RNA. RefSeq names its product Src homology 2 domain containing E (gene SHE). Gene Ontology annotation, molecular function: phosphotyrosine residue binding. The record is from RefSeq and is a predicted model, not a curated record. Lineage: Eukaryota; Metazoa; Chordata; Mammalia; Primates; Cebidae.
CCGCCCCUGCCGCGACGCCCACCCAGCCGGCCCUGGCUCUGGGCGGGAGGUGGCGGGGCUGGGAGGUGCCAGCCGCGGAGGGGAGGGGCGGCGGGAUGGGCCGCCCGCCGUCCGUCCACCGUCUGUCGCGGCGCCGGGGACGCUCCAGCCGCCUCCGCUCGGUCCCCACUAGUCCUGGGAGCGGGGGCCGGACUGCAGGGGGCUUCCGUGGGCCUGACCUCUCCCACCGCGGGAGGAAAGAGUGGGGGAAUCCCCCGGCGCCUCCGAGAGCCACGGUGUCCUCGGGCCGUGCAGGCGCUGAAGACGAGCCCGGGCGGGGCCCCUGCGCGUCGUGCCUGUCGCCGGCCGUGUCCGGAGCGGAGGCCAGCGCCCGCCCGCUCGGCGCCCCGGGCCGCGAGGACCCCACCCUACCGGGCGUGGGCGACGGCCGGCCGGGGGCGCGCGGAGCAGCCGUCGCGGGGCCUCGCCGCGGCCUCCAGCGCCCGAGUCACGGGGAAUGCAGUGGCCCCCGACCCCUGGCGCCUCUCCGUGUCUGGGCUGGGCCUCCUCGCUCGCCUGCUCCACCGCCGCGACGCUCCUGGUCCGAGCCGGCCGGGGCCCCCUCAUGGCGGCCAAGUGGUUCAAGGAGUUCCCCCUGAACCUGAAGACCGUGUCGGAGCGGGCCAAGCCCGGGGGCGGCGGCGGCGGCAAACUGCGCAAGAACUCGGAGGCGGGCGGCGCGGGGCCGGGCCCCGGCAAGGGCCGCAAGAACUCGGCGGCCGAGCUGGGGAGCGGCAGGGCCGGCGUCGGCCCCAAGGACAGCCGGCUGUCCCGCGACAGCCUGCAGGGUCUGAUUCAGGCCGCCGCGGGCAAGAGCCGCAAAAACUCCCGGGCCACGGAGGAGGAACCCCACCGGGGUGCGACCAAGAGCUCGGGCUGCAGCACCUACAUCAACAGGCUCAUCAAGGUGGACACGCAGGAGAAGAACGGGAAAAGCAACUACCCCAGCAGCGGCAGCAGCUCCAGCUCCAGCUCCAGCUCCUCUUCCUCCGCGUCCUCUUCCCCUUCCUCCCUGGGGCCCGAGCUGGACAAGGGCAAGAUUAUUAAGCAGCAAGACACGGUCAUCAUUUUAGAAGACUAUGCUGACCCUUAUGAUGCCAAACGGACAAAGGGUCAAAGGGAUGCAGAGAGAGUCGGAGAGAACGACGGUUACAUGGAACCGUAUGAUGCACAGCAAAUGAUAACAGAAAUUAGGCGACGGGGUUCCAAGGAUCCCUUGGUGAAGGCUCUCCAGCUGCUUGAGAGUCCCUGUGAACCUGCGGAGGGCGGCCUGAAGUCAGAGACCUUGGCCAAAAGACGGAGUUCCAAGGACCUGCUGGGGAAGCCGCCACAACUGUACGACACUCCCUACGAGCCUGCAGAAGGGGGCCCCAGGGCAGAGGGGAAGGCGCGGCCCCCAGACAGCCGGUUGCCCGAGAAUGACGAGCGGCCCCCGGCCGAGUACGAGCAGCCCUGGGAGUGGAAAAAGGAACAGAUCGUGCGGGCUCUGUCAGUCCAGUUUGAAGGAGCUGAGCGACCUUCCGUCAGGGAGGAGACAGUGAGGCAGCACCACCGGCAGAAGAGCUGGACCCAAAAGAUCCUGAAGCCAGCCCUCUCAGACCACAGUGACGGGGAGAGAGUGGACCCGGGCCUGCCCCUGGAGAAACAGCCCUGGUAUCAUGGUGCCAUUAGCCGUGCCGAGGCUGAGAGUCGACUGCAGCCCUGCAAAGAAGCUGGUUACCUGGUUCGAAAUAGCGAGUCAGGGAACAGCAGGUACUCCAUUGCCCUAAAGACUAGUCAAGGAUGUGUCCACAUCAUAGUGGCUCAGACCAAAGACAACAAAUACACACUGAAUCAGACAAGCGCUGUGUUUGACAGCAUCCCUGAAGUGGUACACUAUUAUUCCAAUGAAAAGCUGCCUUUCAAAGGGGCAGAACACAUGACUCUACUCUAUCCCGUGCACAGCAAGCUUCACUAAGGCUCAGCCACUGCAAGCCCUGGGCCUCUAGCACCUGCGAGCGCAUCAUCAGCGCACAGCCAGCGUCUCAGAGGACAAGGCUGGAUGAACAACUGCUAGAAAAUGGGAGUCUUCCUUGAAAAGUCAGUCUCUGGUUCCUUUUUUGCGUUUGUUUUGUUCUGUUUUUUAAGACGGAGUCUCAUUCUGUCA